GACCAAAGUUAGAAACCACGUGGUGCGUGAGUCAGUAGCCAUGCAAGUUGUCAUCGUGGAGGAGUGCUGAUGUUUUCAAACCGAAAAUGGACAUUUAAAAAGGCCUGUUUGCCUAGCAGGGGCUGGCCUACCUAAGAGGAUAUCUUCAAACGUUAUUCUGCGAUUUAGGCCUAGCUUUCGACGAUGGAGUGGCAGGGGAGUGGAGCGUCUAACAGUAUGUGUCCUGUGGACGAAAACUGCAGCAGCGGUUCGAAUGAUCAUCUUUCGACUUCACCGCUACUGCAUGGGGCCAGUGCGGAGAGCAUGGCAUCGCUGUGCCAGCGGCAGCAACGCUGCGUGAAGGCCUCCAUCGUGUCUAGCUGGCAGCUGGUGGAGGCGCAGGACCAGCUGUGCGGCCUGGAGCUCCACGGCUCGGAGUCGGCCGAGCAGGAGCGUGCCCGCACCCUGGCCUCGUCCGCCGAGCUCUCCCAGACUGAGCGCGAGUGGCGCCUGAAGGAGAGCAUGCUGGGAAGUGCCGACCCGAGAAGGAGUCCUGAGCUGAGCUCCAACGCCAGCCGAGACGUCUUCAACAAGAGUAUCAUCAAUAUGCAAAGCAGCAUCAACUACAUGGACCAGGACAAGAGCAAAACCUUCGUCCAGAAGCAUGAGCCGCAGGUCAAACAUUUUGGCAUGCUGAGGAGAUGGGAUGACAGUCAACGUUUCCUCUCUGAACAUCCCCAUCUGAUCUGCGAAGCGACAGCCAAUUACCUGAUCCUGUGGUGCUUCCGGCUACAGGCAGAGGAGAAAUCAGCGCUGAUGGAGCAGGUGGCCCACCAGGCCGUGGCUAUGCAGUUCAUCCUGGAGAUGGCCAGUAGCUCUCAGCAGGACCCCAGAGGUGUCUUCCGCCAGUUCUUCCAGAAAGCCAAAGCAGGGCAGGAGGGCUAUUUGGACGUCUUCCACACAGAGCUGGAGGGCUUUAAGCGGAGAGUGAAAGAGUACGCCAUGGCGUCCAAGCUGGAGACAACCAAGGCCAGCGAGCUGCAGCCCUCCACCCCAUGCUGCCGCCUGGAUCCCAAAGAGGUGCUGGAGUCUUUGCCGCCGGAGUUAAAGGCAGGACUCCAGCUUCAGGAUAUGCAGACCCUACAGAAUGUCCUUAGCACAAUGAAUCCACAGGUGGCCGAGUACCAUGUGAGACGUUGCUUGGAGGCAGGCCUGUGGACCAGUGCUGACCGACUGUUCAAAGACGACACCACAGAAGCAGACGACUCUCGCAUGAUGGAGACGUAGUAGUGGACCUACACACACACACACACACACACACACACACACACACACCUCCUCUCUUCUCAUAGGAUGCAUACGAUUAGGAAAACAAAACCAGAACACAGACUUGGGGAAGGGAGGAGGAAGAGGAAGAUGAUGAUGAAAAGGGCUGCAGUCCUCAGAGACUAUUUUCUUUGUCAUUUGCGACUGAAUGUGUGCUGCACUUUAUAUUUGUUUUGAGAGAAAAAAAAAGAGUAUUUUAAAGAACAGGAAAACGGUAUUUUUUUAGGCACUUGUUUGGUGCUAACUUUCUUGUGGAUUGACCGCAGGUGGCGACGAGUGGCCUGCAAAGCAGCCAGCCUUCACUGGAGACGGGCUUCUCCGAGUUUCAGGAGGUGCUGUGAGGAGAUGCCUUGAGAUUAUUAUUAUUAUUUUUUUUCUUUGCUAUUGUUAUUAUUCUUUGUUCUCUUGGGUGUUCCUGCUCAUUUGUUUUUUCUUGAUCUGAAAAGCCAUGGCUUUCUAUUCAUGAGGGAGAGUCACGAAAAGGAGAAGAUGAUUAUUUAAAAGCAGAAAUGGUCAGGUAGAAAUGCUGUGCGUACUUCUUCUCCGACUGGUACUUGACUGCUCAGCAGCUGUGGUGGUGACUCGGCAGUGUUCUUGCUGAGUCAUGCCCCCAUGUGAGGCUUUGAAAUUAUGGCUUGAGCAGCACCCUCUUACCCCCACCCCCCGCAACAUCACUGCUUGCAUGACUUGGCAGGUGUUCAGUCCCAGACAAAUGACCGCUUGGGUGUUGGUGGGGGUAUAUACCCCAAGCAGCUGUCAAGCACUUGUUAACACUCUGUGGAGAUUCAUGAAAUGUUUCUGUAGUUCCUUUUAGCUAAGUCAGAGAAGGCUGAUAAAGAAAAAUUAAAGUAUCAUGGGACAAAGUCCUCCUUAUUAGUUCAAUUUAAGAAACACAUUUGCUCCUGUCUGUCCAGCUGUUGAUUACUUUCAACCAGCAACAAGGAGGGCAUUGUGUUAAAAGCAAUCCAGAUAAUAUUGCAAUUGUUGAAGGGGUAAGGAGCUGCUACAGGUUGAUCUCCAGUCACAUGUCAAUGAAGUGUUUUUAAAGCCAGAUUGAUUCAAAGAAUUCAAAGCUGCUGUCGGAUCAAUGUAGCCGGUUUGUUUUGUAAAACGUAUGCUGUGAACUUGCCCAAAGACAUAUAAGCUGCUGUCAGUGUACUUGCCAUUUGUAUUGAGACCUGUCUUCCCCAAGACAUUAAACCUAGAAACUCUGGUGAUGCUGAGGGUAACCUGAUACUAUGCGGCUGCCCCUAACUGUUUGCAACAUCAUCUUCUGAACAAAAACAAAAAUAAAUCUUCCAUCAUGCUGGAAGAUUUUCACUAUGUAUGGUCAUUACAUACACCCCCCUCCCCGCAAGUGCUUGGCGAUGACUUGAACAGGCUCACAUCUUUAUGCUGACAGCAGAGCAUUCUGGACCUGAUGCCGCUCAGGUCUGGCCCAAUCAAGGUCUGACAAGAACCAGAGGAGUGCUGUAGCCAGCUGCUAUUGACCAUGACGAGGGAUGCAUGAGGUACCUUCACUGAGCAGUGUCGAGUAGUGGUCGAUGUGAGAAGCUGCCCACUGAUGAUGAAAGUUAUCUAGAUAAGUGCUUGUUGCCCAGUAUCUGUGGGAAUGUGCUACAACAGCAUCUCAGCAGCACUGUGCAACAACAUUGCUCUUAAACUUGCCCUGCUCACUGUCACCUAGGGCAGUGUUGCUGGGCAACAAUAUGACAGGUUCCUAUUGUUUUGAUUGGAUGAUUGCGACAAGUUGCCUACAGGUGAUUUUAGGUCUUUAGAUAAAAAUGUGUUGCCUAAUGUCAGAGAAUAUUGCCCAAAUAACAUCAGCCAGUAACAUUGCUCGCCAACAUUGCUCAAAAAGUGGCCCCGUGCAUCAUGACCUUUGAGGUCAUCUUGCCGCGUGGAAGAGCCAUGGUCCUAUUCCUUUGUUAGCCUGCUUUAAACAGGGUGUACACAACUUUAUGGCAGAAUCUCAGUAAAUGUCUCAACACUGUUCUGUGGAAGACGGAUUACUGCAAUAAAUAUUAACGCAAA
Alosa sapidissima (American shad) is the source of this 3339-nucleotide messenger RNA. RefSeq names its product cell division cycle 37-like 1 (gene cdc37l1). The transcript has 8 exons. NCBI's taxonomy places the organism in Eukaryota, Metazoa, Chordata, Actinopteri, Clupeiformes, Clupeidae. Gene Ontology annotation, molecular function: heat shock protein binding; protein-folding chaperone binding. The coding region runs from base 184 to 1266 and encodes 360 amino acids. Gene Ontology annotation, cellular component: cytoplasm. The record is from RefSeq and is a predicted model, not a curated record. Gene Ontology annotation, biological process: protein stabilization; protein folding.